AUGACGUCUUUGGCGGCCACCAUAGCGGCCGACAUCAAGUGUCAACAGCCGUUGGUAUCGCAGCUCAAGACUGGUUCCAUGAGUGCAGAUCAUAUGGCGAAGACUAGUGUCAACUGUACAUCCAUUGCCACCAAACCUCAGGACAAGAGUUGCGGCCAACAGAUGAAGACAAUCAACAAUAGAGUCGCGACGACGGCGGCGGCGGUGGUGGUCAACGACUCGGCCAACGAUACGAUAACUGGUCCCACAUUUAAAGCCAAUGGCAAUACAAACGGCCCGAAGACUAGUGGCCAUCAGUUGCUUAUGCGGCCGCCACGGGAGCCGAUUGUCAUCAAAGAGUUCAACGAACUGAUCCAGUGCUCGAUAUGCGAGGGCUAUCUCAUCGACGCCACUACUGUUAUCGAGUGUCUCCACUCAUUUUGCAAGACAUGUAUCAUCAGUCACUUGGACUCGAAUACGCCGAAGAGCCGCUUCUGUCCGCGCUGUGACCAACAGAUCCACAAAACCAAACCUAAGCUCAACAUUAGGAGCGAUCCGACACUGCAAGACAUUGUCUACAAACUGGUGCCCGGACUCUACAAAAACGAGAUGACCAGACGUAAGGAGUUCUACUCGCAUGAGAGCCAAAGUGCGGUCGGUUUGUCCAACGAAGAAAAGGGUGAGAUGUCUGGCGAACGGUUGAUAUUCACGCCCGAAGACGACAUAUCCCUGUCCAUCGAGUACUUCCCGCAAUACAUCUCACACUCGUUGCAGCCUUUCUCCAUGAAUCUGAGUAACGGUGCCCUCAAUUGUGUCAAAGGGCUGGACAUCGUGGCCAGUAAUGGCAGCGCCGAUACGGCCGCUAACAAAGCGACCGGCAGUGGUUGUGGUAGCGGUGAUGCGGCCACCGCUGGAACUACCGCUGCCGCUGAUGAUGACGAUAGCCAGCGGCGGUAUCUGCAGUGCAAGGGAGGUAUGCGUGUCGUGCACCUGAAGAAGUGGCUCCGGAAGAAGUACGAUCUCAAUGAUCACAUCGAUGUGGAGAUACUCUACAAACACGACCCGCUCAUCGAUGAUUACACCAUGAUCGAUUUGGCCUAUAUCUACUCUUGGAGACGG
Molecule: messenger RNA, 1098 nt
Organism: Medioppia subpectinata
Lineage: Eukaryota; Metazoa; Arthropoda; Arachnida; Sarcoptiformes; Oppiidae
Source: the annotation of a GenBank genome assembly